AGAACAACAACAGCCAUCUCAGCCAUCUCGGUAGCUUGCUCGUCAACAUAGCGGAAACAUUUAAGCUCUUAAAGGCUCUUUCUGGUAUUUUAGGCACUGUGUUUUGAUCACAUUUCUGUCGUUUAGCUAAUUAUCUAAUUUCAUUUCCUAUUUACGUUUUUGUUGUUAUUAUUUAGCUAACGUGGCUGGUUAAGUUAGCAUUAGCAUAGUUAGCUAACUGUUAGCUAUCAUCCUUGACCAUGAGUUCACCAAGCUACUCUCCUCCUGGUGAAGAAGAGGAGGAGGUCUGCUGGACGGAGAAAGAGGGUCUGUGGCUGAACGUUGUCGUGAAAGAGGAAGAGGAAGAAGAAGAUGUCACAGUAACAAAAGUAGAGGAAGAGGAGGUUGUUACAGUAAAACAAGAAGUAGAGGGUGAGGCUGUUACAGUGAAAGAAGAGAAAGAUGUUUUCAGAGUGAAAGAGGAGGAGGAAGAGGAAAAGGAGGAUGUGACUGUGAAAGAAGAGGAGGAAGAGGAUGAUGCAGUUUUUGGAGUGAAGGAGGAGGAGGGGGAGAUGACUGUCACAUUGAAAGACGAGGAGACAGGAGAUCUGAUUAACACCAGAGAGAGACGGGACUAUAGUGGAUCCUCUGGGGAGCCUCAACAACCUCAUGAUGCUGACGAGGCAGAGAAGAGUCUCUCCGCAUCAGAACAACCCAAGAAACACCAGCGGAGAAUCACAGGAAAGAAACCUCACUGCUGCGCUGACUGUGGGAAGAGUUACUCAAGAUCAGAUUCACUAAAACUACACCAGAGAAUUCACACAGAUGAUAAAUCUCACUGCUGCUCUGACUGUGGGAAGAGACUUACCUCUUCGGCAGACCUUAUAAGACACCAGAGAAUCCAUACAGGAGAGAAACCGUAUAGCUGUGAUCAGUGUGGGAAGAGUUUUAAUGUUCCAAGCAGCCUGAAAACACACCAGAGAACACACACAGGAGAGAAACCUUAUAACUGUGAUCAAUGUGGGAAGAGUUUUUCUUCGUCAAGCCGUCUGACAACACACCAGAGAACACACACAGGAGAGAAUCCUUAUAUCUGUGAUCAGUGUGGGAUGAAUUUUACUACAUCUAGCCAGCUGACUUUACACCAGAGAACACACACAGGAGAUAAGCCUUAUAGCUGUAAUCAAUGUGGGAAGAGUUUUGCUCACUCACGCAGCAUGACAGCACACCUGAGAAUACACACUGGAGUGAAACCUCACUGUUGCUCUGACUGUGGGAAGGGAUUCCACUCUUCAGCAGACCUUAAAAUACAUCAGAGAAUCCAUACAGGAGAGAAACCUUAUAGCUGCUCUGACUGUGGGAAGAGCUUUUCAAAAUCAUCUACAUUACAAUCACACCAGAGAAUUCACACCGGAGAGAAACCUUAUAGCUGCUCUGACUGUGGGAAGACCUUUUCAAAAUCAUCUACAUUACAAUCACACCAGAGAAUUCACACUGGAGAGAAACCUUAUAGCUGUUAUCAGUGUGGGAAGAGUUUUACUGAAUCUAGACGGCUAACGACACACCAGAGAACACACACCGGGGUGAAACCUUACCACUGCUCUGACUGUGGAAAGAGAUUUGUUUCGUCAGGACAUUUAAAAUCACACCAGAGAACACACACAGGAGAGAAGCCUUAUAGCUGUGAUCAAUGUGGGAAGAGCUUUACUCACUCAAGCAGCCUGACUAUACACCAGAGAAAACACACAGGAGAGAAACCUUAUAGCUGUGAUCAAUGUGGGAAGAGUUUUGUUACAUCUAGCCAGCUGACUAUACACCGGAGAACACACUCAGGAGAGAAAUCUCAUAGCUGUGAUCAAUGUGGGAAGAGUUUUGUUACAUCUAGCCGUUUGACAAUACACCAGAGAACACACACAGGAGAGAAACCUUACAGCUGUGAUCAAUGUGGGAAGAGUUUUGUUACAUCUAGCAGUCUGACCAUACACCAGAGAACACACACAGGAGAGAAACCUUAUAGAUGUGCUCAAUGUGGGAAGUGUUUUACUACAUCGAGCCAUCUGACUAUACACCAGAGAACACACACAGGAGAGAAUCCUUAUAGUUGAAAUCAAUCUGGGAAGAAUUUUACUCAGCCAAACUAGCUGAUAUCACACCAGAGAAAACACACAGGAAAUGAAUAUUGUAGCUGUGAUCAAUGUGACAAGAGAUACUCUGGUAAAAAGAUAUCUGAUUAAACAUCAGAAAAUACAUGAAGGAGUUGUUUCAUGAUAUCAAUGAAUUAAUUUCACAAUGUAGAACUUUGUAGAAGGGGUAUUUUAAUGAUGUCAUAAUGUAGAAUGUUGUAGAUGGGGUAUUUUAAUGAUGUCAUAAUGUAGAAUGUUGUAGAAUGUGUAUUUUAAUGAUGUCAUAAUGUAGAAUGUUGUAAUAGGAGUAUUUUAGUUAAUCAUGUCACAAUGUAAAAUAUAUAAUUGAGUGAGA
Molecule: messenger RNA, 2457 nt
Organism: Oncorhynchus masou masou (cherry salmon)
Lineage: Eukaryota; Metazoa; Chordata; Actinopteri; Salmoniformes; Salmonidae
Product: zinc finger protein 883-like
Exons: 2
Coding region: 240-2084 (614 amino acids)
Source: RefSeq, a predicted model, not a curated record